AGAAAGAGGGAGACUGUGAGUCGCUGAGGGAGCAUAGAAUAUCGACGAAGUGUGCGGCGCGUUUUCCCGUUCUCCGAAAUUUUUCGCUCGAAUCUCAAAGUGACCGGCGCGGCGUGGCGACGUCUCGACGGUUGGGUGAGAUUUCUCGUUUUGAUUCUCGUCGCGCUUGUUCCUCAAGUUUUUUCUUUUUCAUUUUUUCGCGGACACACGGGAAUAAUUUUGUGAGAAGUGAUCUUCGAUUUCGACGUGUGCGAACGCGACGCGACGUCUCGUCGACGCGCAGACCGUCUGCCGGAGUCUCGCUCGGCUUGGCGCAUCCCCUGCAGCGGACUACAGGUGCAUCACUUUGUCGUCGUGUGGAAAUAUUACAAAAAGUCAAGGUGACGGAGAAAAAACCUAUAAAGCGAGAAAAAUUGGGUCACAGCCAUGAAAUCCACGAUCGCUCUGCAGCAGUUUAAAAAAUGCAUCAUCUUAUUUAUGAUAGGCAUCGGAUGUAGCUCCAUGACAUAUAUGAUUUACAUCACCGAUCCCACGUCCAUGAUAUUGGAAUAUAAUUUACAAUUGAAGCCGCACUCAUUGCUUUUCUCAAUAUGGCAGCAACCACCUCUUAAUAUUUAUUUAAACGUAUAUGUAUUUAACAUUACCAAUCCAGUAGAAUUUCUAAGUGGCAAAGAGAAGCUCAAAUUUGAAGAACUUGGGCCAUAUGUAUAUCAAGAAUUUCUUGUAAACGAUAACAUUACGUAUAAUGAUAACGGCACAAUGACUUACAUUCCCAGAAGAACGGUAGUUUAUGUUCCCGAACUGUCGACCAGAGAUCCUAUGAAAGAUAUAGUCCACGUCCCGAAUAUACCUUUCUUGGGCGCCACAUCCGCUUUGAGUAAUGCCGGAUUUAUGGUGAACUAUCCCUUUGUACAACUGACUAAUAUAAUGAAUGUGAAAUCGAUCCUCAAUAUUUCGGUGUACGAUUAUCUAUGGGGCUACGAGGAUUCAAUGGUAAAAUUGGCCAGUGGAAUCGUGCCGAAUUUUAUCAACUUCCAAAAAUUCGGUCUCUUGGAUAGGAUGUACGACGAGGGUGAGAACACCGUGACGAUGUUUAUUGAAAAGAAGGCUAACAUGAUGGAAGAGAAAGGGCGUUAUCUCAGCAUCGAUUUGUACAACGGCAGCCCCGGAAUGUCGCAAUGGGGAUACGUCGAAACGGAAGGCAAUGAGACGCGAAAAGAGAAUACAAUUUGUAAUAGGCUUCGAGGCGCCACGGAAGGUAUCGUGUACCCAUCGCACAUGGACAAGCGUGCCACUUUUAGAGUCUACAGAAAAGCGUUUUGUCGUCCGCUACCGAUUCAAUUUAGAAAAGAAGUUUGGGCGGAUAACGGCCUACCAGGAUAUCUCUAUACCCUCAGGGACGAUUUCGCUGAUCCGCCCGAUCAGAACCCAGAUAACGAAUGCUAUUGCCGUAAAAUGAAGACGUGUCUGAAGAAAGGAUUGUCUGACGUAACACCGUGCUACUACAAUAUCCCGGUGGCGGUAUCGCUCCCACAUUUCCUCGGUGCCGACCCGAGUUUGCUGGAAAAUAUCGAGGGUCUUAAGCCUGAUCCUGAGAAGCAUGGGUCUUACGCAAUUCUGCAGCAAACGAUCGGUGUGCCCAUAUCCUUUCGCUCUAGGGUGCAGUCAAAUCUGAUAAUGCAACGCUCACGCUACAAUUCGAAACUUGCGGUAUUCGAUGACCUCGCGAUACCCUUAUUUUGGAGCGAUUUGUACAUUCUGUCGCUGCCGACCUAUCUGACGAUUUUAUUGAAGUUAAUACUCCGAAUAUUACCGAUCGCACAGACGGUGUUGAUGUAUGUGCUCGGUAUUAUCGGGGUGACGACGUCGGUGUUAUCGUUGAUAUCCAUUGUAUGGAUACUCAAUCACCAACAGCAACAGGAGCAGGAAAUGGACAGGAGUAAUCCCGAUUUGAGGAUACCCUUAUGUAAUGGCCAAUAUACCUCAAUCAAUAUUUUACCGACGAUCAAGAGAAUCACGUCGAAGACAGAUUGUUUGAUAGACAAUUAGAUGCCGUAGUGAAUGUUCGCGCAUCAGUGUGGAAGUACGGAAGAGAUGCGAUCUUUUUUAUGAACACUUACAUGUAUCACCGGUGCGCGGUCCACUGCAGCAAUCUUGAAAUGAAGCGAAUCAAUGGAAUCGCCUUAUUCUCUUUAGGAUGAAUUUUUUACCCGCAACAUCACACAAUGGCGGAACACUGCACGAGAUCAUCAUUAUUGCGCGAAGGAAAUUUAGGCAAUGCACAAUAAAAUGUACAUAUAAACGGAUGAUAUGUUGACCAUAUUUACGAUAUAUAUUAUAUAUCUCGAUGCAAGUAUUUAAACUGUAAGUUUCAAACACGGAAAAGAUUUAGAUAAGCUUUCGGAUGUUUUUAUCGUGUAUAUCUUUAGUUAAUUAUUUUAAUAUACUCAGCUAAAGAAUUGUUCAAAUGAUAAAUGCAUCUAUGUUAAUUGUGUAAUUAAAGUGAGAAAUAUAAGUUGUAAUUAUGACAUAAUAGCAUUGUAAAUGAUGGUAUGUAGGAAUAUUAAAUUAAUACAAUUUUUUAAUUUUUAUGACUUAGUAUGUACCCUUCAGUUAACAUAUUUAAUUUAUCGUCACGUGAAAUGUUUCAUAUUACUAAGAUAUAUUAUUAUUAUUUUUAGUAUAGAACGACAGUUGUUGUGCAAAUUAUAAACGUAACAAGAAAUUGACUAAUUGUUUUAUAAUUAAUUUCAGAUACUGGAUUAAACAAGAAAAAAACUUUACGAAAAAGCAGAGAAUUGAUUGUUGUCUUUAAUCUUGUAGGACAUAUGAGAUCAUGAAUAAAUUUAAUUUUGAUUUAUUCAGAUGAAAAAAUAUAUUCCUUUUCUGUAGUCUGUUUGAUAUGAAAUUGAUAUUAUAAAUAAGUAAUCGAUGAUGACAAAAUAAUAUAGUAGGUUUGAAUGUGUGGGUAUGUGGUUUUAGUUUUUUAUAUAUUUCUGCUAAGUCUAUGAACCGCUAAAAAAAGAAUGUUAUUGCGUAAUCUUUUUAUACUGUAAUGCUAAGUUAAUUUAUUCGUACUGUUUUUUGCAUAUAUAAAAUGAUGUAUUAACGUACACUUUUACAAUAAGCGAUAAAAUAUUACGAAGUUAGUCGAGAAAAGUAAAGCAUGAUAAAAAUAUUUUACUUUUUGUACCAAAUAUGUGGCAAUUUAUACGUUGUUAGUAGUCCAUUAUUAUAAGUCCAUUUAUUUGAAUGUUCUAAGUGAAUAAAAAUAUAAUGAGAUGA
This is a messenger RNA of Temnothorax curvispinosus, 3285 nucleotides long. RefSeq names its product scavenger receptor class B member 1-like. The record is from RefSeq and is a predicted model, not a curated record. Gene Ontology annotation, molecular function: scavenger receptor activity. Gene Ontology annotation, cellular component: cytoplasm; membrane. Lineage: Eukaryota; Metazoa; Arthropoda; Insecta; Hymenoptera; Formicidae. The transcript has 11 exons. The coding region runs from base 427 to 2049 and encodes 540 amino acids.